Messenger RNA from Odocoileus virginianus texanus, 2839 nucleotides. NCBI's taxonomy places the organism in Eukaryota, Metazoa, Chordata, Mammalia, Artiodactyla, Cervidae. The record is from RefSeq and is a predicted model, not a curated record.
GUGGGGGUACAGGGACGGACCCCUGAGUGCACGGAGGGAACACGGAACAGAGACCAAGAGGUGGCAGCACAGCGCCCCCACAAUCCUCCCCAGGCGUCGCGAAAAGAGCCGGAAACCCACGCCAACGCUACGGCGCAGCCUCCGCCCGGACAGAAGAGGCGGGGAAAGUACUAAAUUUAAGAAUGUUUGGACAACUCAUUCCAAAUCACCUAUAGCCUAUGAGAGAGGAAGAAUAUAUUUUAACAAUUAUCGGUGCUGUGUCAGCAGUGUUGCAUCAGAGCCACGAAAACUUUAUGAAAUGCCAAAAUGUUCCAAAUCAGAAAAAAUAGAAGAUGCUUUAUUAUGGGAAUGCCCAGUGGGAGAAAUGCUUCCCAAUCCAUCAGAUUAUAAAUCCUCACUCAUAGCACUGACUGCUCAUAAUUGGCUACUUCGUAUAUCAGCAACUACGGGAAAAGUCCUUGAGAAAAUAUAUCUUGCUUCAUAUUGCAAAUUCAGAUACUUGAGCUGGGACACUCCUCAGGAAGUCAUUGCUGUCAAGUCCGCUCAGAACAAAGGUUCAACACUGGCCCGGCAGGCAGGCAUUCAGCAGCCUGUUUUGCUGUACCUUGCAGUGUUCCAUGUGCUACCUUUUUCACUCAUAGGGAUUCUGGAGAUCAACAAAAAGAGACACAGAUCGAGUUCUUUAUCAGAGCUCUGUGGACAUCGUAACAGGAUCCAGUGCACGGAACAGAGACAGAGAGGGAGCAAGGAGCCAAAGCCUUACUCAAGAUCAGCUAGGUUAACUGUCUCUAUUUUCGGGAAUGUCACAGAUGCCACCUUGUCUCAUGGAAUACUGAUUGUGAUGUACAGCUCGGGACUGGUCAGACUUUAUAGCUUCCAAGCCAUCACCAAGCAGUUCAUGCAACAGAAACUUGACUUAGGGUGUGCAUGCAGAUGGGGUGGGACUUCUGGAACUGUAGGAGAGGCUCCCUUUGGCAUUCCUUGUAAUAUUAAAAUCACAGAUACACCGCCACUGCUCUUUGAGGUGUCCUCGCUGGAGAAUGCUUUUCAGAUUGGAGGCCAUCCUUGGCACUACAUCAUUACACCCAAUAAGAAGAAACAGAAAGGAGUUUUCCACAUUUGUGCCCUAAAGGACAAUUCAUUGGCAAAAAAUGGGAUCCAAGAAAUGGAAUGUUGUUCUUUAGAAUCUGAUUGGAUCUACUUCCAUCCUGAUGCUUCUGGCAGAAUAAUACAUGUUGGCCCAAAUCAGGUCAAAGUUUUAAAGCUAAGUGAAGUAGAAAAUAAUAGUGCCCAGCAUCAGAUCUCUGAAGAUUUUGUCAUUUUGGCCAACAGAGAGAAGAACAAAAAUGAAAACCUACCCACUGUUACAGCUUCUGGACGAGUGGUAAAAAGAAAUUUUAGCAUUCUGGAUGAUGACCCAGAACAAGAGACUUUCAAAAUUGUCGACUAUGAAGAUGAGUUGGAUUUGCUUUCUGUCGUAGCUGUUACUCAAAUAGAUGCUGAAGGAAAAGCUCACCUGGAUUUCCACUGUAAUGAAUAUGGAACUUUACUUAAAAGUAUUCCACUCGUGGAGUCAUGGGAUGUGACAUACAGCCACGAAGUCUACUUUGACAGAGACUUGGUGCUACACAUAGAGCAGAAACCCAGCAGGGUGUUCAGCUGCUAUGUUUACCAAAUGGUAUGUGACCCUGGGGAAGAAGAAGAAACCACAGACAAAAGGAGUAAAACAGAUCACAAUAAUUUUAAAUUUUGAGAUGUAACUUAUUAAACUUCUAGCCAACCACCCCAGGAGCCAUGUCCAGUCCUCUUUUUUAUUAUCUGCAUAGUAUAUUCUCCAGUGUUUUCCAGAAAAGGUCUUGUGUUGACUUCAGAUGAUUGUGGCUUCUUUUUUAAACUCUGGCCAUACAAGUUGGUGAGGACUUCACUUUAUUUAAAGGUUUUUACAAUAACAUCGCAAGAAGCCUGGCAUUUUGCAGUUUUUUAGGUGGGUGGUGCAAAUAUAAAAUACUGAAAGUCAGAGAAGGAAAGUUAAUUCUAAUUAUUUGGAGGUCGUUGAUUAGGGGGUGUUUAGCAUGGUUGUUAAAGGAUGGCAUGGAAUUUUGACUGGUGAAACUAGGAGGAAGAGACAGAAGGAUAUAAAACAUAUAGAAGGAGAUCCUGUAUCCUGUCAACCAGACUUGAAGGAUGGAAGAUGAGAUCUAUAAUAUGAAAGCAUGCUUGGAAACAAAACUGUGUCAUCAUGGUUUUUAAAAUAUAUAUAUAUAUGUAUAUGUGUUUUAUAUUAUAUAUAGUAGCAGAAGUUGACUUUUCCAUGGUUUUUUUCUCUUUGAUGUUCCCAUUGGUUUUUUGUGUUUCUGUUAAACUAAUCUAAAAGAUUUCAAGCAAGCUUUAAGUGAUUUUUUUUUCUCAUACAUAGCCUGUUUAGCUGUUAAUACAUCUAAGAAUAUUGUACUCGUUUCAUCAUUCUAUUUAUUUGUUGAAUCUGCCAGUUCUGCUUAGGCAAUACUUUUAUACCUAAGCAGUAAGAUAAAGGUAUCCUCGGUUAUACCAGCUCUGCUCCCUAUGGGAAGAAUAGAUAAAGUCCCAGGAGUUCUUAUUAGCUUGGAAACUGACUGACAGCUAGAGAAAGCUUUUGGUUCUAUCUUAAUUGUGAAAUGAGUAUUUUUUUUUCUUCUUUGUUAGAACCAAUGGAAAUAUGAUUCUUGAACUCAGAUAAUCAUUCUUAAGAAUAUUAAAUAAAAGCAACCCAAGUAAGGGGAGAAAAUGUUUCUUUGUGCUUCCUACUUGAGAAAUCCAGUUGCCUGCAAUCCACAUGUUUAGCAUAUUCUCUGAUUCAGAC